AUGCCUGUAGACUACAGCAAGUGGGACGCCCUCGAGCUCUCGGACGACUCCGACAUCGAAGUGCACCCCAACGUCGACAAGCGCUCCUUCAUCCGCGCAAAGCAGAACCAGAUCCACCAGCAGCGCCAAGAGCGCAAGCUCCAUAUCGAGCAGUACAAGUACGAGCGCAUCGUCAACAAUGGGCUCAUCUCGCGCAUCUCGGGCUUGCUUUCGGCCCUCCAGUCCCAUGCUGACGAGGCCAAGACCAAAAACCCGGCCGAGGUUGCCUUCAGGGCGGUGAUGGAGUCGGCUGCGGGGUUGGAUCCGAAGGAUGACAUGCCGCCUCCACGGCCGGAGGCGCUGCAGGCGGCUGUUGGGGGGGAGCCGCUGCCGAGUUAUACCAAGAUGAUGGCUACGUUGCUUGAUCAGGUGAAUAAGGCUUUGGAUGAGAGGGGGGUGGGACAGGAGGGGAGGUAUGAGGGGAUGGUGGGGGAGAUUGGGGAGCAUUUGAAAAAGGUGGAGGAUUUGCAGGGGGAGUUGGAGAAGAAACUGGCGGAGUUGGAACGAGAGGAGGCGAGGAAGAUUACUAGUGAGGGGAUUCAUACUGGUUUUGACUCGACGCAUAUCAAUAAAUCGAGUGGGGGGUCGAAGGCGGAGGGCGGGGGGGGUAAAGAGAGUGGGAAGGUGGAGUUGUUGAAUCCGAAUUAUACGCCUCCUGAGGCGUUGCCUGCGCCGAGUGAGAAGGAGGAAGGGGGGGACGAUGACGACGAGGAGGUUACGGCUUCGCCGGCGGCGGUCAAGUUUGCGAAUAUCAAGUCGAGUGAUUAUAGGGAGUCACAUGCUUGGUUGAGCAGUCAUCCGGAGAUUUUGACGGAGAAGGAGACGGAUGGGAUUUUGGUCAUGGCGUUUGAUGCGCAGCUGGAGAACAGGUCUGAUUACGCGCGGAACUGUGUUCAUCAGGCGUUGCUUAUUCAGUACUGUCGGGCGUUGGGCAGGGAUGGGGUUGCGUUGUUCUUCAAGCGGAUUACUACUCCCGGACACAAGGCUCAGGAGGUCUUUUACAAGGAUGUGCAGGAUACGUAUAUGAAGAUCAAGAACAGGUCGAGGGAGAUUAACCUGCAGAGGGCGAAGGAUGAGGCGGAGGGGAAGGGGGAGGGGGUGGAGCAGAUUCAGCUUCAUGCGGUUGAUCCGGGGACUGUGAUUAACAUCAGGAUCCCGCCGAAGGAUAGCGAGGAUUUGGAUGUACAAGUUGGACGGGCGAUUUUUGAGAGCUUCACGCUCGAGAUGCAGAAGGCGCUGGAGACGGGGAGUUUGGAGGAGGUUAAUAAGGUGUUGGGGAAGAUGAGUGUUGAGGAUGCGGAGGAGGUUGUUGGGAAGCUGAGUGAGUCUGGUUGUUUGAGUGUUGAGGAGGAGGUCAUUGAUGCUACGACUGAGGAGGGCAAGCAGAAGAUUAAGAAGCUGGAGCAGGAGGCUAAGGAGCAGGAGAAGGAGGGGCAGGAGAAGGAGGGGCAGGAGAAGGAGGGGCAGGAGGCCAAGUAUGCUGAUGAUCCGGAGUGAAGGGGGGC
Podospora pseudopauciseta is the source of this 1544-nucleotide messenger RNA. It is a transcript of the gene CDC37, whose product is annotated as hsp90 co-chaperone Cdc37. Gene Ontology annotation, cellular component: cytoplasm. The record is from RefSeq and is a predicted model, not a curated record. The transcript has 4 exons. The coding region runs from base 1 to 1536 and encodes 511 amino acids. Gene Ontology annotation, molecular function: protein-folding chaperone binding; protein kinase binding; heat shock protein binding. Lineage: Eukaryota; Fungi; Ascomycota; Sordariomycetes; Sordariales; Podosporaceae. Gene Ontology annotation, biological process: protein folding; protein stabilization.